AUGAAAAGAGAGAAAGAGAAGGAUAAAGGGAGAAAGGGAGGGAAAGGGAAGGAGUUAGAGGGAGAAAGAGAGAGAGAAAGGGAGGGAGGGAGGGAGAGAGGGGGAGAGAUAGUUUGGGAGAGGACGAGAGGGAAAGAGAGGAAAAGGGAAAGGCGAGAGGAAGAGGGAGAGAGUGUUAGU
This is a messenger RNA of Dovyalis caffra, 180 nucleotides long. The record is from the annotation of a GenBank genome assembly. NCBI's taxonomy places the organism in Eukaryota, Viridiplantae, Streptophyta, Magnoliopsida, Malpighiales, Salicaceae.